AGUGCGUCUCCUAGGAGCCUUGGAACACCAGGAUGUUAGAAAUGUUCUAGUCCAGGGGCACAUUUUUCUCAAUACUUCCCUCACUGAGGCCUUUUGUAUGGCAAUUGUGGAAGCAGCAAGCUGUGGUUUACAGGUGGUGAGUACAAGAGUUGGUGGGAUUCCAGAGGUGCUUCCAGAAGAUCUCAUUAUUUUAUGCGAACCCUCUGUGAAAUCUCUGUGUGAUGGAUUAGAAAAAGCUAUUGCCCAGCUCAGAUCAGGAACACUACCAUCUCCAGAAUCGGUGCAUAAUAAAGUAAAGACAUUUUAUACAUGGAGGAAUGUAGCAGAGAGAACAGAGAAAGUAUGUGUGUACGACAGGGUUGCAGCUGAAAUGGUGUUACCAAUGGACAAGCGACUUAACAGGCUCAUGUCUCACUGUGGCCCAGUGACAGGGUGUAUUUUUGCUCUUCUUGCUGUCCUGAACUUCCUUUUCUUGGCGUUCCUGAAGUGGAUGACUCCAGAUUCCGUUAUCGAUGUUGCAAUAGAUGCCACAGGACCUAAAGGUGCAUGGACUGAACAGUAUUUUUUGGGGGGAGAAAAGGAAGAGCUAAAGAAGAACUUCCAAGCUCCUAAAAUGCUCAAAUGGAAAGAGCACAUCAGUCACUAA
Molecule: messenger RNA, 646 nt
Organism: Eurypyga helias (sunbittern)
Lineage: Eukaryota; Metazoa; Chordata; Aves; Eurypygiformes; Eurypygidae
Gene: PIGA
Product: phosphatidylinositol glycan anchor biosynthesis, class A
Exons: 3
Biological process (GO): GPI anchor biosynthetic process
Cellular component (GO): glycosylphosphatidylinositol-N-acetylglucosaminyltransferase (GPI-GnT) complex
Molecular function (GO): phosphatidylinositol N-acetylglucosaminyltransferase activity
Source: RefSeq, a predicted model, not a curated record